CAGGACGCGGAGGCGCAGAAGCGCUAUGAGACCCUCUUCCAGAAGCUCGACCGCAACCGGGACGGCGUGGUAGACAUCCGGGAGCUGCAGGAAGGGCUCCGGAACCUGGGCGUCCCCUUGGGCCAGGAAGCAGAGGAGAGAGACAUGGGGGGAAGGGAGAGAAAGACACCUAUAGCAUUGCUCUGCAGCUCAUGAAGGUUCCCCCCCCCCCCUGCCCAACACACACACACUACAGGUGGAGACCAGUGACUUGAAUCAAGGUCCUCAGACAUGGCAACAUAUGUGCUUUACUGAAAAUCUUUAGUUCUGGUGAUACUAACAAAGAUGGAAAACUGGAUCUUGAAGAAUUUAUAAGGUACCUUAAAGACCAUGAGAAAAAGAUGAAGUUGGCAUUUAAGACUUUGGACAAAAAUAAGGAUGGAAAAAUCGAUGCCUCAGAAAUUGUCAAGAGUUUCAAGAUGCUAGGCCUGAGUAUUUCACUAAAACAAGCAGAGUUUAUUCUUGAAAGCAUUGAUGAUGAUGGGACAAUGACAGUUGACUGGGAAGAAUGGAGGGACUACUUCUUACUUAACCCCGUUACAGACAUUGAGGAAAUUGUCCAUUUCUGGAAACAUUCUACUGGUAUUGACAUAGGAGAUAGUUUAACUAUUCCAGAUGAAUUCACUGAAGAGGAAAAGAAGACUGGGCUGUGGUGGAAGCAGCUUUUGUCAGGCGGUGUUGCUGGGGCCAUUUCUCGAACAUGCACUGCCCCUUUGGAUCGUCUGAAAGUUAUGAUGCAGGUGCAUGGUUCAAAAUCAGGCAAAAUGAAGAUAUCUGAUGGCUUUCGACAAAUGGUAAAAGAAGGAGGAUUCCUAUCUCUUUGGCGAGGCAAUGGCACAAAUGUCAUUAAAAUUGCCCCUGAGACAGCUAUUAAAUUCUGGGCAUAUGAACAGUACAAGAAGUUGCUUACUGAUGAAGGUAAGAAAAUAGGAACCUUCGAAAGAUUUAUCUCUGGGUCCCUGGCUGGAGCAACUGCACAGACUUUUAUUUACCCUUUGGAGGUUAUGAAAACAAGGCUGGCUGUUGGCAAAACUGGACAAUACUCUGGACUAUUUGAUUGUGCCAAAAAGAUUUUGAAACAUGAAGGUGUGGGAGCUUUUUACAAAGGUUAUAUUCCCAAUUUACUAGGCAUCAUACCUUAUGCUGGUAUAGAUCUUGCUGUGUAUGAGCUCCUAAAGUCUCACUGGCUAGAUAAUUUUGCCGAAGACACAGUCAAUCCCGGAGUCACAGUGUUGCUGGGAUGUGGUGCCUUAUCCAGCACCUGUGGGCAGUUGGCUAGCUACCCUUUGGCAUUGGUGAGAACUCGCAUGCAGACUCAAGCCAUGAUAGAAGGAGCCCCACAGAUGAGCAUGGUUGGCCUCUUUCGACGAAUACUUUCCAAAGAAGGGUUAAUAGGACUUUACCGAGGCAUCACUCCAAACUUCAUGAAGGUGCUUCCUGCUGUAGGCAUCAGUUAUGUGGUUUAUGAAAAUAUGAAACAAACUUUAGGAGUAAGUCAGAAAUGAUAUGCUGACAUUUUGCUUUUUCACGAUUACUGAAACAUUCAACAAAAUGAAUUUCUUCAUGAAUUUUUCUCCUAGUAUUGUAGUAGAUCUGUGUAGUAAAAGAAGCCAUACUUUUUUUCCCACUAAAGGCAAAAACAAUGAUGAUUUCAAACAUUUGUAUUCACAUCUUGCUUACACAGGAAUAUUAAAAAGCAUAAUUUUGAUAAGCUCAUAAAAUUUUGAAAAGGCUAUGGAAUUGUAUUAUCUUUUUUUAUUAGCCCUUUCUACAAAUCUCUACCUUGAAUUUGGAAAAUGUAUUUGCUCUAGAUUGGUUUUGUGUGGAAGAAUUCUAAGUAAUCAAUCUUUAUUUUAUUUGGUUCAUGUUUAUGUGAGUUCAUUUAUACUCAAAUGUCUUUUUAUUAAAAACAAAAUGAUCAGAAAACCCUGGAACUUGUUUCAUAUAUCUUGAAUUUCUUUUAAGUUUUUAUUAUUUUUUUAAUUUAGUUUCCCUUUUGUUGCCCUUUUUUAAAAUUGUUGUUGCAGUUAUUAUUGUUGUUAUUGAUGUUCUUGCUGUUAGGACAGAGAGAAAUGGAGAGAGGAGGGGAAGACAGAGAGGGGGGAGAGAAAGAUAGACACCUGCAGACCUGCUUCACCACCUGUGAAGGGACUCCCCUGCAGGUGGGGAGCUGGGGGCUCGAAGCAGGAUCCUUAAGCUGGUCCUUGGGCUUCGUGCCACGUGAGCUUACCCGCUGCACUACCACCCGACUCCCAUAUCUUGAAUAAUUUUAUAGAUCUUAAUUUUUUUCAUAAAAAUUAACCUAACAGUAAUCAAAUAAGCUUUUAUAUUUAAACUGAAUCAGAAUAAACAUAAGUGGCAGAAUUUCAAGUCCUUUGAAUGCCAUAGUGCAUUCAUUCAUAAUCAGUUUUGUGUGGGAAGUGGUGAAAUAAUAUAUAUUGUAGUGGGCACUUCUUGUUUAUUAUACUGUUGUUUAGUUCCUGAGAUGGCACAAGGGUUUUCAAUACGUUGCUGUUAAAUAAUCAAGACAAGGCCACUUAUGUGAAAUAUUACUGUUUCUGUGUCAUUGCUUUGAAAAGCACCAGGAAACUAAACCUUUUCAUUUUCAGUUUCUUUGAAGAACAUUUCACUUCUCUUUGCCUUCUGCUUUCUACUUCUAAGUUGAAUUCCCUUUUAAUCAAGAAGAUUCUGGGGACUGUUGAUAGAAAUGUGAAAUUUCCUAGUUACAUGAAAUGGUUUUUUCUUAUGGGUAAAAGACUCUCUCCUUUCCCUCUCAAUGUGGAAUUUCUUUAAUCCUGUAAUUUUCUAUUUGGACAGUAUUUGAGUCCAGGUGAACAGUACAUGCUAGUAGUAAUAUAUUUAAUUAGGACAUUAGGUACUUAUAUUUAAAUGAAAGGCUCAACUAAAAACACAGAUUCAUAGUGUUUCUUGCUCUAAGUUUUAGAAACAGGCUAUGAUGUAGAAAACUUGAUUUAUAAUUUUGAUAGCGUACUUUCACUUGAGCUGUAUUUGUAACCAACUAUCCUUUUAAUUUAUGCAUUUAAAACUUUGAAAAAUAUUAGUUGAAUUUAUUCACACUGCUUUUUAACUUAGUUUCAAAACCCAAAGUUUGAUUUCUGACAAUUUGUGUUAUAAAUUGCCAAUAUCUUAAUAGCCUUCUAGGGACAUAAUAUGAAUUUACUUUAUUUGAACCUACCUCUUACAUUUUCUGAACCAAAGAUAAUUGUUGUACUGUGUUUCUGUAUUUUUUCCAGAAUAUAGCUUUCAUUAUAUUAGUUAAAAUUAAUAAAUGCCUUGAUAGUCUCUAAUAAAUAUAAAAGACAUGGGUGGGACUCAAUAUUUUUGUAUUUUUGAGUAUAUAAAUGACAAUGUUAAGUCAUUUUUAAAAACUCUUAAAAUGAUGGAAUGAAUGGCUAUAAUUUCAAGCUACUGAAAAACAUUGUUCAUUAUGAAUUUGUUUGCUCUUUAACAUUUGUAAAGUAUGAAUGUGAUUUUCUGUGUAUCUUCUGAAAAUAAGAUCUUGUACUUUGAAGUGAGCCAGGAACUGAAGUUUGCCUUUUUUCUGACAUUACCAUGUACUUACUCUCCUUUCAUAUUAAAAUAUGUAUUUGUUUCUCAAAUA
Molecule: messenger RNA, 3661 nt
Organism: Erinaceus europaeus (western European hedgehog)
Lineage: Eukaryota; Metazoa; Chordata; Mammalia; Eulipotyphla; Erinaceidae
Gene: SLC25A24
Product: solute carrier family 25 member 24
Exons: 11
Coding region: 381-1544 (387 amino acids)
Biological process (GO): transmembrane transport
Cellular component (GO): mitochondrial inner membrane
Molecular function (GO): calcium ion binding; ATP transmembrane transporter activity
Source: RefSeq, a predicted model, not a curated record